AUGAAAGAUCUCGCCGUGCCGGAGCUCCAUCCUACAACAUCGACACCGACCUCCACAGCAGCAGGUGACCACCAUACCGCUCGCAACAAACUGCGGAAGCGCUCUCCCCGGCGGCCUGCUCCACCCGGGCGCUUCCACACAAACAGCAGCACCACCACUGCCGCCGCCGCCGCCGCGUCUGGUCAGCAGAAGCCCCGCAGUGUGUCUGCAAACAACAGCAGCAGUAACAGCAACAGCAACAACACCAGUCCGCGCCGCGCUGCCGGUGGUGCAGAAGUAGCAGCGACGACGUCGACAGGAGCAGCGCGCACGUUGCAACGCUCCUCGUCUAGCCGGCGCCACGCACAGCAGAAGCACUCGCCUAGCCCAAUGCUGCCGAGCCCUAGCUCGUCCAACUCCAACUCCAAUCGCAAUCAGCUCGCCAGCGACGUCGAUAACGCGCCCGCCAGCUCCAACCGGAACUCUCUGCACCCGCCAAGCUACACCUACCACCACCAGCACGCGCAUACACCGCAGCCCGCGCGCUGGUCCAUCACGCACCAGACGUCGAGCGACCUGCUCGGACAGCGUUUUGACUCUGCCGACAUCCUGAACAAUCUGAACGCCGUCUCCUACUCCGCCGACUACACCACUGACUACACCACCGCCGCUGGCGCCGCCUCCACUACCCGGCAAGCUCCCGCCUACGAUCCCUUUGCGCCCACUGUCACGCAACCGCGCCCAGAACCUCCUCAACUGCACGUCGCACCGCCCACCGAAACACAGUCGUACGGAAACAGCGCCGCCAUCGCCAACCCCGCUGUGCGGCUGUCGCAGUCCCUAGCUGCGACAGGGCGGCGCAUGGAUGAUCUUGCGUCCCCGCGGGGCGACAUGAGCGGCAUGAGGAGUCCACGUCAGAGGUACAGCGAUGAGAGUGGGAAGGAAGGCAAGGUGCUUAAGAAGAAGAGCGGCUUUUCCAAUAUCAUAUCCAGCCUUGUGGGUACGCCUCGGAAACCUACCAUAUCAGCGCCGGAGAAUCCUGUGCAUGUCACCCACGUGGGCUACGAUCAAGAAACAGGCGAGUUCACGGGACUACCCAAAGAAUGGCAGCGAACAUUGCAAGCGAACGGCAUCACCGAACAAGAGCAGAAGAAGAAUCCGCAAGCCAUCAUCGACGUGGUCACCUUCUUCAAUGAGAACAACGACAACGGCAGCGACGACUGGACCUACCACAAAUUCGACAAUGCAAAGCCACGGGACUGUCCACAAUCGCUGGCGCCGCAAGGCUACCCACAGCAAGGGCCGAGCCCAGGAGGAUAUGGGCAGAUCAUGAGCCCGCCUGCUAGUCCACGAUUUCCAAAGAAUGAAGGGGAGAGUUUCGAGAAUCCGCGAGCACCACCGCCAGUCCCACGAGGUCAAGGCCUGGGACUGAGCAGUCCGAUAAGUCCACCUGCUGCCAAUGGCAACAUGCUCCCUAUGCGGCCAGCACCCAAGCCUCCAGGAGGUCACUCGGCGACUAUGGUACCUCAACGAGCAGCACCACCAGUACCCAGCCCUCAGCGAGAGCAGCCAAGGAAUGAGAACGGUCUUCCUGCCGUCAGAUAUGCACCACCAACAGUGACCGACAUUUCGUCGAAUACUCAACCUAUGCAAAGCCGGAGUCGUGCAAACACUGGACCAGCAUACCAGGCUCAAUCGCCAGUGUCGUCGCCCCAGGAGUACCAGCGACAACAAGAAGAGGCCAUGAAACAUGCCCAGCAAGCUAUGAAGCAACAGUCGCUAGAGAGAUCGCAGUCUCAGAGGCAACCCAACAAUGUCUACCAACAGCAGCAAGCAGUGCCCCAACAACAACUACCAUCACCCUCCGACUCCCGACAGAUACCACAUCCCGCUGCUGUGGAUCCCAGGCUGGGACCGGCACCACGGCCAAGACAGCGUCCACGACAGUCGAUCACGAAUGCAGAGGUUCUGAGCAAACUCCAGCACAUUUGCAAUUCUUCGGAUCCAACGAAGAAGUACCGAAACCUGAUCAAGAUCGGACAGGGCGCAUCCGGUGGUGUGUACACAGCGUUCGAGGUCGGCACUAACAAGUGCGUGGCCAUCAAGCAGAUGAAUCUUGAACAGCAGCCCAAGAAGGACCUGAUCAUCAACGAGAUUCUGGUCAUGAGGGAUAGCAAGCAUAAGAAUGUUGUCAACUUUAUGGACAGUUUUCUCGUCAAGGGCGACCUUUGGGUGGUGAUGGAGUAUAUGGAGGGCGGAAGCUUAACAGACGUGGUGACCUUCAACAUGAUGUCGGAAGGGCAGAUCUCAGCGGUGUGUCGAGAGACGCUUCACGGGCUGCAGUUUCUGCAUUCCAAGGGUGUCAUCCACCGUGACAUCAAGUCGGACAACAUCUUGUUGUCCAUGGAAGGCAGCAUCAAGCUUACAGAUUUCGGCUUCUGCGCACAGAUCAACGAGUCGUACAUGAAGCGUACCACCAUGGUUGGCACACCUUACUGGAUGGCGCCCGAGGUCGUGACAAGGAAGGAGUACGGCCGCAAAAUCGAUAUCUGGUCUCUUGGAAUCAUGGCCAUCGAAAUGAUCGAGGGCGAGCCGCCGUAUCUGACCGAGUCUCCACUACGAGCUCUGUACUUGAUCGCCACCAAUGGAACGCCUGCCAUCAAAGAAGAGCACAAUUUGACGCCUUUGUUCAGAGAUUUCCUGUCAUUUGCGCUGAAGGUAGAUCCGGACAAGAGAGCAUCGGCUCAUGACUUGCUCAAGCACGGUUUCAUUCAGACUGCCGAGCCUUUGGCGACACUUGCGCCGCUUGUCAAGGCAGCAAGACUCGCACGUGCCGAGGAACGUAAGAACAAGGGCAAUUAA
Messenger RNA from Fulvia fulva, 2841 nucleotides. RefSeq names its product Serine/threonine-protein kinase ste20. Gene Ontology annotation, biological process: regulation of MAPK cascade; intracellular signal transduction; protein phosphorylation. NCBI's taxonomy places the organism in Eukaryota, Fungi, Ascomycota, Dothideomycetes, Mycosphaerellales, Mycosphaerellaceae. Gene Ontology annotation, cellular component: cytoplasm. The transcript has 3 exons. Gene Ontology annotation, molecular function: protein serine/threonine kinase activity; ATP binding. The coding region runs from base 1 to 2841 and encodes 946 amino acids. The record is from RefSeq and is a predicted model, not a curated record.